AUGGAGUUCUAUUUGCCUUGUGAGCUACUGCUGGAAAUCUUCUCCUAUCUGGAUGCUUUCAGUUUGCUACAGGUUUCCCAAGUGAACAAGUACUGGAGUGCAAUUGCAAGCAGUGAUAUCCUGUGGAAGAAGUUGUGUGUGAAGAGAUGGUUCUUCUGUGACAGUGUCACCCUACAGCUCCUGGGCACAGAGACAUGGAAGCAGUUCUUUCUUUACCAAACAUGGCAAGAACACACCAAGUCCCGAGCAAAGCCAGAAGAUUUCACUUACAAGGAAAUUCGGGUGGAGUCUGGAAUUUGGGGAUCUGCAUGUUAUCUCUCAGGGUGUGGCUUAACAAGACUCCGACAAGACAGAUCAGUUGCCUGUAUAGUGAGUUCUGUGACCAAGAUUUCCACCUGGGAUAUUCAUGAGGGUGUUAUGACCUGGGAAAGCCCAGAACAGCCCACCUACAUCAAGUUGUUGACAACCCUCCCUGAGAUGCAUAUUGCGGUCACUGUAGAUAUAGACCAUACUAUCAAACUGUGGGACUGUCACAACAGGGAUGCUCUGGCGACUAGCAAGCUGCUCUUUCCCUGUGAAUCACUGAACGCUGUCUUUGCAAAGGAUGGCCCGAUUGUCUUGGUGACUGAUAUCGAGGGUGGCCUCUACAGCUUUAGGGUUCCCAACUUACACCUCAUUUCCAAAGUCCAUGUAUUCCAAUUCGGUAUUGACGAACUCUACUGCUCUCCUCAGAAGAAAUGGGUCUUUCUGAAUAAGAGACAUCCACAUAUGUUGCCAAAAGUGUAUUUACUGAGCAGCUUACUGAGGACAUCAGAAUUCUCUGCCCCUGUGUCUACCAGUCUCUCCUUCUCAUUAUGCCAAAGAGCCUUCUGGACCCCAAGAAGGGAAGACAGGAUAACCCUGAUGUCCAGAUGUGGUCCCAAAAAAGUCACACAAUUUGCCACAUUUGAUAUGAAGCUGGAAGAGAUGGGUAAUCAAAUAAUUGUUAAAGGACACUUGGUAGCAAGUUUCGCAUUCCAAGGUUAUGAAGACAGCCCGGAAUGGAUGGGAGUCAGUGAUAAGAAUGUGAUUGUCUGUUCAACUGUAUCCUCUCUCUUGCUCUUUAGCAUGGAGGGCUGCCAUCUGCAGAGAUUUCAAUACGACACAGAAGAGAUCUUGAGUCUAUGGGUGGACCCUGUUCAUGUCGUUGUCACCUUUAUUGACGGCUCUUUGGAGGUGUACACAUGGGAGGAGAGAAGUCUGCUGCUCAGGAGGUGUUAUCAGCUGCCAAACAGGAGACAUUGGGCAGUGCCAUGCCUUUAUGACAAAACAUCAUGUGACGAUGUGAGCAUAAUUCGAAUGAUGAUUAAUGGUCACACCCCCAACUAUCUGAUGGCAUACACCUUGAACAUCUGUUCUUCAUGA
Grammomys surdaster is the source of this 1404-nucleotide messenger RNA. RefSeq names its product F-box/WD repeat-containing protein 15-like. Gene Ontology annotation, molecular function: protein binding. Bases 1 to 1404 code for a protein of 467 amino acids. The record is from RefSeq and is a predicted model, not a curated record. Lineage: Eukaryota; Metazoa; Chordata; Mammalia; Rodentia; Muridae. The transcript is spliced from 10 exons.